This is a messenger RNA of Hyaena hyaena (striped hyena), 389 nucleotides long. It is a transcript of the gene GHRH, whose product is annotated as growth hormone releasing hormone. Gene Ontology annotation, biological process: positive regulation of growth hormone secretion; growth hormone secretion; adenylate cyclase-activating G protein-coupled receptor signaling pathway. Gene Ontology annotation, molecular function: growth hormone-releasing hormone receptor binding; growth hormone-releasing hormone activity; neuropeptide hormone activity. The record is from RefSeq and is a predicted model, not a curated record. Lineage: Eukaryota; Metazoa; Chordata; Mammalia; Carnivora; Hyaenidae. The coding region runs from base 1 to 321 and encodes 106 amino acids. Gene Ontology annotation, cellular component: perikaryon; extracellular region; terminal bouton. The transcript has 4 exons.
AUGCCGCUCUGGGUGUUCUUCCUGUUGAUCCUCACCCUCGGCAGUGGCUCCCACUGCUCCCCGCCACCCCUGCCCCUCAGAACACCUCGCUAUGCAGACGCCAUCUUCACCAACAGCUACCGGAAGGUGCUGGGCCAGCUGUCUGCCCGCAAGCUACUGCAGGACAUCAUGAGCAGGCAGCAGGGAGAGAGAAACCAGGAGCAAGGAGCAAAGGUACGGCUUAGUCGUCAGGUGGACAGCGUGUGGGCAGGCCAGAAGCAGAUGGCAUUGGACAGCAUUCUGGUGGCCCUGCUGCAGCAGCACAGGAAUUCCCAAGGAUGAAGAUCCCACCAGUGUUUUAUGCUACCUGCAGCCAAAACACAACUGCAUCCAGUUAAUCCUAUUUAAUU